AUGCUAAAAUUAGGAACAUCGCAAUUAGUUCUCUCACUUCAUGUGUUGGUGCUGCAGAUCUUCAGAAUAGAAGGAGGAGCUCUACAAUUAGAUAACAGCAAUUUUGACCAAAUUAUAGGGAACAAUGAGUUGGUGUUCAUCAACUUCUAUGCAGACUGGUGCCGCUUCAGCAACAUAUUAGCUCCAACUUGGGAUGAGACGGCAGACAAAGUUAAGGAAGCAUUCCCAGAUGAAGGCAGGGUGGUUAUUGGAAAGGUGGACUGUGAUGCCCAGUCAAGCAUUGCUUCUAGAUUCCACAUCACAAAGUACCCAACCCUGAAGCUUCUCAGAAACGGUCAGGCAUCAAAGAGGGAAUACCGAGGGCAACGCUCUGCAGACGCUUUUGCGUCUUUCAUUAAAGAGCAGCUGAAGGACCCUAUUAAGGAGAUUGAGAGUUUGAAUGAAUUGAAUGAUAUUGAGGAGACAAAGAGGACUGUGAUUGGUUACUUUGAAAACAAAGAUGUCCCUGAGUACGAAGUGUUCCGCAAAGUGGCAACUAACCUCAAGGAAGACUGCCAGUUCCUAGCAGGUUUUGGAGACAUAGUCCGUAGUAUGCACCCACCCGGCGAGAGCAUCAUAGCUUUCAAGGCUGCUGUGUCACGGGAAGAUGAAGCCUUUACUGGGUCUAUCACAUCGUAUGAUGAAUUAUCAAUCUGGGCAACAGAAAGAUGCAUUCCUCUUGUACGAGAGAUAACUUUCCAAAAUGCAGAAGAACUUACUGAAGAAGGUUUGCCUUUCUUGAUCCUUUUCCAUGCUCCAGAUGAUACUGAGAGUAUCAAAAGAUACACAGCUCUGGUACAAGAGGAACUUGCAGACCAGAAACAAAAUGUUAACUUCCUGACAGCAGAUGGUGUUCAAUUUGCUCACCCUCUGCACCAUCUGGGCAAAUCAAAGAGUGACCUUCCUCUCAUUGCUAUUGACUCCUUCAGACACAUGUACCUGUUUCCAGAUUAUAAUCAAGCUUACCUGCCAGGGAAAAUGAAGUCUUUCUUAGCAGAUUUAUACAGUGGCAAGCUUCACCGAGAAUUUCACUAUGGCCCAGAUCCUGAAACCACCGAGGAACCACAGCAGAUUGAAGACAAGUCUGGUGGCACUGCUGUGCCCAAAAAAGAGAAAGCAACUACACCACCUGAAUCCACUUUCAAGAAGCUUGCACCUUCAAAGAAUAGAUACACCCUUCUAGACAAGGAUGAGCUGUAGGUGAAAAUCUCGGAGCCACCUAUGACUGGGGUGUGGGUAGGGUGGGGGUUGGGGGAGGGGGGGUCAGAUGGACAUUGAGGAAAUUCAGCAUUAAUGAGCUCUUAGUGUCAAAAAUAAAUUCAUAGAAGAAGCAUUACAUGAGUUAUAUGACUAUUAUUGCUUUAUUGGAUCAUCCUAGACAAUCAAAAUUUGGAUUGGGAUUUUCACUCAAGAAACUUGUAUUAUAAAAAUUAUGUUAGCUGCCUUUUUAUUUUUAUAGAACAAUCUAAAAUGUUAUAUCUUAUUAGAUAAACAUAAUAUCUUUAAAGAUAUUAUGAUGCAUUGUGACCUUCAAGAAAUGUCAUUUUCCAGUAAUCUGCAAUGCUGUCAGAAGUAUUGAAAAAAGUAUUUUAUGAUUAAUAAUGAAAGUUAAAUAUUUAGUAGUUCAGCGACCUUGAUUGUUUUGAUUUUUAUUUCUGUAACUUUUGUUAAAAAUAUGAUGUUAUUUGAGGAAUCUGUAGAUAUUAAUAUUAUGAGUAAUAUGUUAAAACCAGAUUUAUUUUUCUUCUAUCAUUGGUGUGCUUUCGAGAAUUAUGCAUGAUUUUGGUGUGAGAGGAAUGUGAAUGUGUAUAUGAUGUGAUUAAUUAAUUUCACAAUGCUUGAGUGAAAGGUUUUCUUUUAAGUAUUAACAGUGAAAUGUGAGAGAGAUUUCAACUGCAGUCAUCACUUGGAGUCUUAGGGAAAUAGCAGCAUUUAUUUAUAUUAAAUGCUGCAAUAUAUCAAGUCAGUUAUUAUUAAAGGGAAGUUAAAAACUUGGUUUGUUUUGUAUGACACGAGUUGUUUUCUUGUUUUCAGGAUGUAUUUAUAUUGUAAUGUUAGGCCUUUUAUGGCAGUUCUUGCCAUGACUUUCUGUAAGAUUGUCCUAUAGUUGCAGAGAAAUUACUAUUUUAUAGUAUGCACACUUUAUUGGAAUACAUUGUGCAGUUUUCAUCUCCAUGAUUUUGGAAGGAUAUGUCAUUAGGUAAACUUUAAACUUCAUAAGUUUAAGGUUUAAUAAAUGUCAUGCUAAUAAGACAUCACAUAGCUAUAGGGCCACUCUAGUUGCUGGAAAAUUGUUAGUUUUCAUAUUCUUUUCUGCAGUUUCAUAACUUUACAAAAAGACUUAAGUGAAAACCAAUUUUAUCUUUUUAAGUCUGCAGAGUUUAAUGUACUUUUGCAUCUUGAAAGUUUGUUGAAGAGGUAACUAGUCUUUUCUCUGGCUCAAAGGACUAGUCAAAUGUCAGCAGAAGUACAGAAGAAGAACUGACCAGUCAAUCCUACUUCCUUAUUGAAAUCUGAAUGAUAGAAGUGUCAAAAUUGUGUAGUAAUAUAUUGUCAGCAUUAAUAACGGUGUCUUGAAAUGAAUGAUGAUAAAAUUACUUUUCAACAGCUCUACAAAAAGGAAUGGUUUCUAAUGAUUGGCACCAAAGUCAAAUAUGAAGUGUUUUGUGGGGCAAAUUACUAGAAUAAAAUGGGUUGCAUUUCUUAGGUACUUAAUUCUUGAUAUGGACAAGCAUUACUAUUUGCCAAAAAAUUAAAGAUCUAAACAAGUAACACUGAGAUUUUUUUUUCUUUUUUUUAUGGACCAUAAAAGUUACACUAAAAGAAAGGAAAAAAAACUUUCUAAGAUAUGUUCAAACAAGAAGUGAAACAUUUGUCUUUGGUGUUGUGUAGCAGGAGCCUCUUUGUUCCAGCCAGAGGAUGCUUUAAUGAAGUUAUGUACAAGGUAUAAAUAUUUUUCCAAACAAUGUGUUUUUGAGUGAAAGAAUCAUUUUUGAUGUGCUUUUCCAUUUACCCAUAUUGUGUAUGUGUCAAAGUAUCAUCUGUGUGCUGCACUGUGUACAAAACCAUUCCAUGGCUCAUGAUCUUCAGAGCUGUAAGUUUGUGUGUUCAUCUUGGAUAAUUAAAAUUUGAUAAGGAGAUGUGAAUCAACCUCCCAUUCAGGA
Messenger RNA from Penaeus chinensis, 3203 nucleotides. RefSeq names its product endoplasmic reticulum resident protein 44-like (gene ERp44). The record is from RefSeq and is a predicted model, not a curated record. The transcript is spliced from 10 exons. The coding region runs from base 1 to 1239 and encodes 412 amino acids. NCBI's taxonomy places the organism in Eukaryota, Metazoa, Arthropoda, Malacostraca, Decapoda, Penaeidae.